Epinephelus fuscoguttatus (brown-marbled grouper) is the source of this 2523-nucleotide messenger RNA. RefSeq names its product TSC22 domain family, member 3 (gene tsc22d3). The record is from RefSeq and is a predicted model, not a curated record. The coding region runs from base 430 to 1077 and encodes 215 amino acids. Gene Ontology annotation, biological process: regulation of transcription by RNA polymerase II. NCBI's taxonomy places the organism in Eukaryota, Metazoa, Chordata, Actinopteri, Perciformes, Serranidae. The transcript has 3 exons.
UCCUGCUGAAUCGGCGUGAGUGAGUGUGUAUGUGCGUGUGUGUGUGGGGCGUUCUCUCUUUCUCCUGCCACAGUAGCAACACAUUGCAGCAGCGUCGGCCCCGAACAAAAGGCUAAACGCAGCAGAGCCUCAGGAGGAGAAACUCAGGGAUAAAAGCAGGCAGAGUGACCCAGCGUGACUGCACUUCUCAGGGAGGAACUCAACCUGCCAUUUAGCCCUCUUGGCCCUGGAGUGGAGACAAGAGGGUACACCAGACCAGCCGUGGCUGCCUGUCUGUCUCUCUGAGCUGACAAAAACACCCUGUUACUGUUUUGUCUUUCACUUUGUCUUCAGUUCAUACACCUCAGUCUCUGUCAUCCUUCACCGAGACUCCUGCACCUGCCCUCCUGCACCUGGGCGUCCUCCCUUUUCAUCCACCUGUGCUUCGAGAUGUCAGACGAUGACUGCCGCUCGCCCAUCGGCCUGGACUGUUGCAGCUGCUGCCUGGACCUGGCCAAUGGCUGUGAUGACACCAUGGCCAGCAGUCCGGCUCCGGGCCUCGGUGGGGGCCUGCCGGUGAGCCCCACCAGCCCAAGUGUCAGCCACUUCCGCCAGCUCCGCAACCAGCUGAUGUACCAGAACCUGAACACGGACAAGCUGAACAACAUCAUGAGGCAGGACUCCCUGGAAUCGGUAGUGAGGGACCCCUGCUUCCUGCUCAACGAGGGGAUCUGCAACAGCAACAGCAACAUUGACCAGACCAUGCUGUCUAUACUGCUCUUCUUUCACAGUGCCUCUGGUGCUAGCGUUGUGGCCAUCGACAACAAGAUCGAGCAGGCGAUGGAUCUUGUCAAGAACCACCUGAUGUACGCGGUGCGCGAGGAGGUGGAGAUCCUCAAAGAGCAGAUCAAAGAGCUGGCGGAGAAGAACAACCAACUGGAGCGGGAGAACUACCUGCUCAAGAACCUGGCCAGUCCGGAGCAGCUGGAGAAGUUCCAGUCGCGCAUCCCGACAGACGUGCUGCUACCCCUGGACAAUCAGGUGACCGCGGACCAGCACCAGCAGCCCUGCAACCACAGCACUGGCUCUGCUGUAUAAGUGGCUCUGCCUUGGGGCGGGCAGAGCCACUGUCUCAUAACAGUAAUGGACCUCCAUUUGUGAACGUAAGCGUGACAAAAAUCGCCGCCGCCGAGAACCUCACGAAGGUGACGCAUCGGGGCUGUAAAUGAUCGAUGGGACACAAAAGAACUGUUGACACUGAUAAGCACAAAACAGAACUUAAGACGCUCUGACCGGUGCGGUGUCAGGCCCCUUCCUCUGAUACCGUCCAACUCUUUGUCGUAGUCUCUCUGUGUAGACGCUAAGAAUAGAGAGAGGGCUGACUAGGCGCUGACGAGCGCUCGCUUCCAGACGGCGGGGGGCUUUCCCUGCCUGGCCGAAACCCUUCCAACAAACACCCUUUGCUCCGCAGAGGAGGGGGUGAGGAGGUGCUGAUCGGGCUGGCCCUGCAGGUGCUAACUUGGAAAGUGUUUGGGAGGUCGCUCCCUGCUCACCCAGAGGCGACCCGCCUGAGACGGUCCUCCAUGUCUCAACGAGAAGAGCCCCAUCAUGUGGAUUUGUCCGAACCAAAAAGUUUCAAGGACUCCCAGCCGCACAUUUCAGCCACGUAUCGAGGACUUUUCCUGUACCUACAGUGUAUUACUCGUGUUUGUGUACAUGUAAAGCAUAACAAGAAUAAUCAACAGGAUAAGCUAAGGCAACAGAGGUGGAGGUUAAUGCAGUACAGCCGAUUAGAGCUGGUGGAGCGCUGCAGUAGACUGAUCAGCAAACUGUAAUGAUUCAUAAAAUGUAAUCCUGCAUCGCCUGCAGCUGGGGCUUGCUGCUUAUGGGGGAAAUUAAUCCUGCUAUAUCUUCUGUUUUUGUUUAUGAUUCUGAACAAAAAUCAGUUGUCUGUAAAAUAGGAGCAUUGUACAGUUGUCUUAAAAGUUUUGUAAUCUUGGGGGGGCGGGUAUAUCUGCCCACCUUGUCUGCCUAGCCCUUCACAGCAAAGGAUAACUACAAUGUACAUCAAGUCAAAACGUCCUGAGGUAAAUGUAGUGGAGCUGUUGAGCGAGCAGAAGCCAGCGUUUUGUCGCUGCAGAUGCACUCCUGACUUUAAAAGCAGCGUCGUCCAGUAUCUGGUCUGUUUUCUUGCUCAGAUGCCAACUUGAAAACGAUGGCAUGACAACAGUGCCUGUCCUGUAGUAAGAGAGGAACACAUUUCCACACUGAGCUCUGUUGUUAUCUACCUACCAAAGACUUUUUUUUUUUUUUUGCCUUUUUUUUAUUUUCUUUUUUCUCUCUCACAACAACAGAAGCCAAGAGAAACCAGGACCAUGUGUAAAGCUUCACAGGGAGAAGUCGUGUUUGUAACUAGUGCUAAAGUUUCUUUGUGUUUUUGUAAAGAUAACGGUAUUGUUGCUGUAAAGUAUCCUCGAAAACGUUGUCCAGUAUGGUGUUUGGAUACAACUGCACAUUUGCAAUAAACCUUAUGUUUACAUAAUA